Molecule: messenger RNA, 2313 nt
Organism: Paramormyrops kingsleyae
Lineage: Eukaryota; Metazoa; Chordata; Actinopteri; Osteoglossiformes; Mormyridae
Product: ankyrin repeat and SOCS box protein 11-like
Biological process (GO): intracellular signal transduction; protein ubiquitination; positive regulation of protein catabolic process
Molecular function (GO): protein binding
Source: RefSeq, a predicted model, not a curated record
GUUAGCCAAGGAGGGCUUGAUAAACUGGAGCCCUGUGGCUCAGAUGGGACUGGGAUCGCGGUGCUUUGGGAGACUCAUUAGCGAUGGCUGGCCUGAAGGCAGAGGCUGCACUGUGGGGAGGACCGUGGAGUGCGGACCCUCACAGACACGGGGCGCCCGUCGCUAACACGCUAAUGGCUGACCCCUGGGCUGAGAGAUCCCCGUUGCAUGAGGCUGCUCUGCAUGGUCGGCUGCUCGUGCUCAGGACCCUCGUGGCACAGGGUUUUGACGUGAACAUCGUCACCCUGGACAGAGUGUCUCCUCUUCACGAAGCCUGUCUUGGAGGCCACCUUAACUGUGCCAGACUAUUGCUGGACAGCGGGGCAGAUGUGAGCAUGGCGACGGUCGAUGGCGCCACCCCACUGUUCAAUGCGUGCGUCAGCGGCAGCGUGGCCUGCGUGAGGCUCCUCCUGGAACGCUGCCCCUCCCCCGAUCCCACCUACCCAGGGGCCUCCCCCAUCCACGAGGCUGCAAAGAGAGGUCACAGGGAAUGUAUGGAGCUCCUGCUGGCCAGCGGGGUGGAUAUCGACUCGGAGGUUCCACGGCUGGGAACGCCGCUGUUCACCGCCUGUCUCUUCCGGAGAACGGACUGUGUGGAGAGACUCUUACAGCUCGGAGCCGACGUGCACAGAGGGAGGGCCGGGGACGUGCCGCUCCACGCCGCCGCCCGGGUCGACUGCCCGGUCGCCGCUGAGCUGCUCACAGACUACGGCGCCAACUGCUGGAGAAGGAACAGCGACGGGAAGAGACCCGUUGAACUGGCUCCGGCCAAUGGCGCCGCAGCGAGGGUGCUGCUGCUUCGACAAGGCCCUUCCACUCUAGCUCAGCUCUGCAGGUUCCGCAUAAGGCAGGAUCUCGGGAGGGUGCGACUUCACAAGGUGUCCAGCCUCUGCCUUCCCCUCUGCCUCAGUGACUUUCUGCAUUAUCGAUGAUGUGAGGAAACCUGCCCAGGCCAUCUGAAUGAUACCGCAUCUGCCAAUUUUUACUCCCUAGCAUUCGUCUGUUGUUUGUUAAACUUUUUAAAACUUGUUAAAUGACAAACACUGUGACACUCUCAGGUAAGCCAGUAUUACUCCUCAGAUGAUAUCCCUAACAAUUUGGACUCCUCUUCUCAUUAAUGUUUUAUAAGUUACUCCGAAAUGCUAUGGAUUCUGAUACUGAGUUGUAAAUAAUAAAACGUUUUUAUUUUCUGGCUUGAAGAACUGUUAUGAUAAAAUAAGAUGAACUUUAUUGAUCCCGCGAAGGGAAAUAUCACAACACAGCAGCAGACAUAGAGAAGAGCAGACACACAGCAUAAGAGCAUGGCAGUGGUGUCUUAAUAGUUAGGGAAGUGCACUUGUAAUUGAAAGAUUGCUGGUUUGAAUCCACUGCAAGCAAGGCACCACUGAGGUUCCCUGAGCGAGCAACUGCUCCCCGGGUGCUGAAUUAGCUGCCCCCUGCACAUAUGGGUUAAAUGCAGGGGACACAUUUUGUUGUUGUGUGCUGUGGUGCGUCAACAAUGACAACUGAUCAUCUAAUUCUAAAACUCAAAAUUAUAGCAUGCAUAGCUUUCCUGAAGCUAGUGACAUUAGCUGCAAGGAUUGCUGAAAUGCUUCUUUGGUGCAAGAAAUUGUUUGCUAAGGCACAUACCAAAAUGACCUUCCUGUGAGUCAGCAUAACCAGCUUUAAGCCCAGAGAUGCUAAAGUUCUAAUGCUAAUACUGCUGGUGCUGAUUUCCAGCACAGGAAAACAAGCCGAGUUGACAGUGAAGGUUGUAAGUGUAGCACAACCAUGUUAUUUAAUUUUAAUUAUGAGCCUUACAAUUUUUGGCUAAUUUGGUUUAGCAGAAAUGAUGACAUAAAUAGCCUUGGCAGAAGCUAAAGAGUGCUUAAUGCUGGGGAUUGAUAAGGCUUGUACUCUAUUUUGAAGAAAGGCCCGUGCUCUUUACGUUCUCAUCCCAGAGAAUAACACCCACUGGUCAAAAGGCACUCACUCAUAUAAUCUUUAUAGUGUUAAGUGAUGUAAUUACUGAAAGUUAUUAAAGUGGUGCUGAAAUGUGCUUAAAAUGGAUCAUUAUAUGUCAGUGGUGUAGCCAGAAAUGAAAUUGCAGGUGGGCCAGAAUAAAAGUGGGUAGGCAAUACAAUCCGAUGUAGUACUUAUAGUACAGUAUUUUACUAGUACAGUGGUACCUUGGUUUACGAGCAUAAUUCGUUCCGGAAACAUGCUUGUAAUCCAAAGCACUCGUAUAUCAAAGCGAAUUUUCCCAUUAGAAAUAAUGGAAACUCAUAUGAUCCG